Phaethon lepturus (White-tailed tropicbird) is the source of this 1200-nucleotide messenger RNA. It is a transcript of the gene L2HGDH, whose product is annotated as L-2-hydroxyglutarate dehydrogenase. The record is from RefSeq and is a predicted model, not a curated record. The transcript has 9 exons. Gene Ontology annotation, molecular function: (S)-2-hydroxy-acid oxidase activity; (S)-2-hydroxyglutarate dehydrogenase activity. NCBI's taxonomy places the organism in Eukaryota, Metazoa, Chordata, Aves, Phaethontiformes, Phaethontidae. The annotation marks the transcript as partial.
CGGGAGCUCGUCCGGCGGCACCCCUCGCUCGCCUUCGCAGUGCUGGAGAAGGAGCAGGAGCUAGCUCAUCACCAGAGUGGACAUAACAGUGGUGUGAUUCACAGUGGAAUUUACUACAAACCCGGAUCUCUGAAAGCUAAGCUGUGUGUGCAGGGUGCAGCCCUCUGCUACGAGUACUGUGACCAGAAGCGAAUACCAUAUAAACAGUGUGGAAAGCUAAUUGUAGCUGUUGAACAAGAUGAAAUUCCAAGACUCAAAGCUCUGUAUGAAAGAGGGCUGCAGAACAACGUCCGAGGUCUGAAACUGAUUGGAGCAAAAGAGAUACAAGCAAAAGAGCCCUUCUGCAGGGGUCUGAUGGCCCUUGAUUCUCCAUAUACUGGCAUUGUGAAUUAUAAACAAGUGGCCCAGUCCUACGCUGAAGACUUCCAGGAAGCAGGUGGGACGAUCUUGACUGAUUUUGAAGUUACAAACAUGGAGAUGGCUAAAGAAAGUUCUUCAGAAAGUGAAGAUGGGUUGAAAUACCCAGUCAUUGUUAGGAACUCAAAGGGUCAACAAAUCUACUGUCGGCACAUUGUGACCUGUGCAGGGCUUUACUCAGACCGCCUCUCUGAGAUCAGUGGCUGCAGUCCUGAACCUCGUAUUGUACCCUUCCGUGGAGAUUAUUUGGUGCUAAAACCAGAAAAGUGCUAUAUGGUUAAAGGAAAUAUUUAUCCGGUUCCCAAUCCUCAUUUCCCUUUUCUGGGAUUUCAUUUCACACCAAGAAUGGAUGGCAGUGUCUGGCUUGGUCCUAAUGCAGUACUGGCCUUUAAGCGAGAGGGCUACAAAUUGUUUGACUUCAGCACUGGAGACUUCUUAGAUGCUGUAAUGUACAGUGGGUUAUGGAAGCUUGUGCUGAGAAACUUGUCUUACGGCCUGAGUGAAAUGUACAGAGCUUGUUUCCUUAGCGCACAGGUGAAGCAACUUCAGAAGUUCAUCCCUGAGGUCACCAUCAAUGAUGUACUCCGGGGUCCAUCCGGAGUGAGAGCUCAGGCAUUGGACAGUGACGGAAAUUUGGUAGAUGACUUUGUAUUCGAUGGAGGCAGUGGAGAUAUUGGAAGCAGAAUUCUUCAUGUCAGAAAUGCCCCUUCUCCUGCCGCUACCUCCUCCCUUGCCAUCGCAAAAAUGAUUGCAGAUGAAGCAAAGCAAAGAUUUGAAUUGUGA